UCGAAAUCGGACAUGUUGCGGUGAAAUGCUGAAGGAAGAAGUCAGAUCGCGAUGAUGAUGUUGUUGUUGUUGUUGUAUAGGUUUAUGGAACCCCUUACAUCAAAGAUACCUAUGAUGGUGAUUGAAGGCAAUCAUGAAAUUGAGACACAAAUUGGUGGAAUGAAUUUCAGUUCUUAUCAGGCACGAUUUGCCGUUCCAGCACAAGAAAGUCGCUCCAAUAGCAGCUUCUACUACUCAUUCAAUGCUGGUGGGGUGCAUUUCAUCAUGCUAGGUGCUUAUGUUAACUACAAUCAGACAGGCGCUCAGUAUGCAUGGCUAAAGGAAGAUUUGAUUAAAGUUGACCGAGUUGAAACUCCCUGGGUCGUGGCUUCUUGGCAUCCUCCUUGGUAUAACAGCUAUUCAUCUCAUUACCAAGAAUUCGAAUGCAUGAGGCAGGAAAUGGAAGGGCUUCUGUAUCAUUAUCGUGUUGAUAUUGUAUUCUCUGGUCACGUUCAUGCUUAUGAACGAAUGAACAGAGUUUACAACUAUACAUUGGAUUCAUGUGGUCCAGUUUAUAUUACUGUAGGAGAUGGAGGAAAUAUUGAGCAAAUUGACGUUGAUCAUGCAGAUGAUUCUGGAAAAUGCCCAUCUCAGGAUGAUAACAUUCCUGAAAUUGGGGGUGUCUGCCAUAUCAACUUUUCUUCUGGCCCAGCGAAGGGCAAAUUCUGCUGGGAUCAGCAGCCAGAAUGGAGCGCGUUCAGAGAAAGCAGCUUUGGUCAUGGAAUUCUUGAGGUGAUCAACUCGACAUAUGCUUUAUGGACAUGGCAUCGAAAUCAGGAUGCUUAUAAAGAAAGCAGUAGAGGCGAUCAGAUUUACAUUGUCAGGCAGCCUGAAUUGUGCAUGCCAAACCUUGAGAAGACUUAUUCAAACAAUGAGUCUUCUAACAGCAAUUCAUUAUUCAAGGCAUCACUUGCUGGAUUAAUGGUCAAUUUCAUGCUUCCUCAAUUAUUUUAGAAGAAUGAUUAUAUAAGCUACAGGGCUGCAAUUACAUUGGCUAUAAGGAAAGGUGUAAAGGCGAGAUUUUGAGCAAGAAGCAAUGAAGAUCCCUCUCGUUCCUCACAUAUUCUAUUGAUGGCUAGCAUUUGGGAGGAUUUACAGCUCCAAUAAGGCAAUAUUUGUGUGAGGUAAUAUAUAUGUUGUGAGAUUUUUUUUAUUUUCCUAUUAUUUUCCUUCUUUGUGCA
Messenger RNA from Dendrobium catenatum, 1220 nucleotides. RefSeq names its product purple acid phosphatase 15-like. The transcript is spliced from 6 exons. Gene Ontology annotation, molecular function: acid phosphatase activity. NCBI's taxonomy places the organism in Eukaryota, Viridiplantae, Streptophyta, Magnoliopsida, Asparagales, Orchidaceae. The record is from RefSeq and is a predicted model, not a curated record. The coding region runs from base 52 to 993 and encodes 313 amino acids.